GCACCGAUUUUCCGCGGUGGCUUGUCGAUUGACUCGACUAUGCUGGCGAUCGAUCAAGAUUACAUCAAUUUUACAUCACGUUGUUUUCACACAAAAUUUCAUAUUUUUGUCGUUUCUCAAAAUUUUAACCGAGUUAAGGCCCAUCUUUACUUUAGCGCGUGUACCAACGGAAAGAGUCUUGAACUUGUGUCCUUUCUUCUGAAACAACCGGGAGUCAACAUCAAUUUUCAGGGACAGGACGGUCACACAGCUUUGCACAGCGCUUGCUAUAAUGGACAUUUGGCUGUUGUUCAGUUCCUUUUGGACAAUGGCGCCGACCCGACAAUAUCCGCUCGUUUCGGCACCGCAAAGUCGACUGUCUGCAACGGUAAUUCGUUUGACGGUGAGGCGGAUAUGUCUCAUCAAGACGAUCAGACACCGAUCGUGUGGGCUUAUGAGCGAGGUCACGACAGCAUCGUGACGUUCAUGAAGUGCUACCGUCCUGAAGGCGACGACGGAUCUUACGUUCCUUUGCCAUCUCCACUUGGAAAAUUGAAGAGUAUGACGAAAGAAAAGGCUGAAGUACUGCAGCUGCGCUCGUUUUUGUCCAGCCAGUACCACUUAAAAUUAGGUGAUAUCGAUUUUCAAGAAUCAAUUGGAUCCGGAUCGUUUGGCAAAGUUUACAAAGGCGUUUAUAUGGGUAGAAAGGUUGCAGUAAAGAGAUAUCGUCCUGCGGUGUUCGGCAGUAAGUCUGACGUUGACAUGUUCUGCCGUGAAGUGUCAAUUCUGAGUCGAUUAAACAGCCCGUACGUGGUCAGUUUCAUCGGCGCUUGCUUGGAUGACCCGAGUCAAUUUGCGAUCGUCACUGGCUUCGUCGCAGGCGGUUCCUUGUUUAGCCUGCUCCACGAGCAAAAGAGGAUACUGGAUGGAAAGGUGAAGUUUACUAUCGGUCUGGACGUGGCACGUGGCAUGCAAUAUCUCCACCAGCUGGUACCGUCUGUUAUUCACCGCGACCUAAAUUCUCAUAACAUACUGCUUAAAGAGAAUUGUCGAGCCGUGCUGGCUGACUUUGGCGAGUCUCGUUUUCUCACCGCGACCGACUAUGACAACAUGACUAAACAACCGGGGAACUUGCGCUGGAUGGCACCUGAAAUUUUCAUGCAAGGCAGUCGAUAUAACACGAAGGCUGACGUGUUCAGUUACGCUUUAUGCCUGUGGGAAAUCUAUUCUGGCGAACUUCCGUUUGCUCAUCUGAAGCCAGCGGCUGCCGCUGCGGAAAUGGCGUACAAAAAUAGUCGUCCGGAGUUGAACUAUCACGUACCGAAAGUUAUUCACAAAGUGAUCCAGGAAUCUUGGGCACCAAAUGCAGACGUAAGUGGUGGUUUACUGUUUUAUGUUUAA
This is a messenger RNA of Soboliphyme baturini, 1380 nucleotides long. The record is from the annotation of a GenBank genome assembly. NCBI's taxonomy places the organism in Eukaryota, Metazoa, Nematoda, Enoplea, Dioctophymatida, Soboliphymatidae.